Messenger RNA from Aspergillus mulundensis, 1077 nucleotides. RefSeq lists its product as uncharacterized. NCBI's taxonomy places the organism in Eukaryota, Fungi, Ascomycota, Eurotiomycetes, Eurotiales, Aspergillaceae. The transcript is spliced from 7 exons. The record is from RefSeq and is a predicted model, not a curated record. The coding region runs from base 1 to 1077 and encodes 358 amino acids.
AUGUCUGACGAGUAUGACUCCGAGGCCGAGGCCUUCUCUGGGGGAUCCCAUCGCUACCAGUCAGACCCGCGCCAGGGCCCCCGUCAUGAAGACGACUACGAUCCACAAGGUCAAUACGCUUACCCUCCGAGCGCGAGAUUUGCCAACGAUAUACCGCGAAAUGUCCCUCCACAUUCAACAGCUCCUUGGGAGCUCUCUGGCCAUGUACGCAGUCAGGAAGGAUCCAACUAUACUCAUUCUUCAAGCUGGCCCAAUAACCAAAUGUAUGGUCGAGGUUAUGCACCUGAAUAUGCAGGUCAAACCUUUGACGGCCGCCAGGAACCAGUGUAUGAAGAUCAAUACAACGGCCAAGAGGAAGCACUGCGCUACGACGCCCAUGAAAGUUACCAGCAUGAAAGUUAUCAGCCUCAAUCUAGCCGGCCGCAUGUAAACGGAUUCCCCGGAUAUGGGCCACCGAUGGUACAUCCGGGUCCCCGCCAUGCCAGUUACCCCGAAGAAGAAGCAACCGAGCCACCCCUCGGACAUCCCGUUACCUUGCCGUCGGACCGGGUCUUAGAUCGUCGAUAUAUGCGGCAGUCGCCCUAUUACUUUCGUGAGGGUAAGGUCUUCUCAAUCCUGUGGCAUGAAAACGAUGGGCGAGGAGUCGCCAAUGAGACCCUUGUUAGCCGAGGUCCACAGUAUAGAGGCCGCUUCGGCGAACCGAUCUAUAGCACUAUUCGCCGCAUGGUGGUCAUAAAGCAGUUUGAUCAGUGUUCAUGGUGCUUCGCGCUACUCAGCGCGAUAACCACUUACGGUGGUCGUGGUGUUGCGAAGCGCGGCGUCGAUCCGGAAAAGCAUGCGAUUGUAUAUAUGCGAAGCACAAAUCCGGAAAUGGGCCGCAGAGAGCCAAACAUGAGCAAGGAGCCUCUAGAGGUCGCCCCGGAAAACCCCGAUGAAAGACUGGAUCCCAUGUCGAGGCUAAACUUUGGCAAGAUCUAUACCGUGGAGCAUAAUGUCAAAGUGCUCCCUAUCGGUAGAAUAACAUCUGGAUCAAUGACCAGGUUCCGCCACUACGCCAGAGACGAACUCGCGCUGUGA